AUGGCGUGCGCACCGGUCUUGACUAUUGACACGGACGGGGCUCGUGUCGACGCAUGGGCUGACCACAUCUGGCAGCGCGGCUCGGAUCCAGGUUUGAAGUCCAAACACGACGUGCUGGACGCCGGUGGGCUUGGCGCUGGAAGGCGCACAGGAGGCGGCGAAGAAGUUCGCCGGUGUGCUCUGGGUGAGGGCAAGUCCGUCAUACGGUGCCUGCGGCAGACGGAACACGAGUUGCCUUCCGGCAGCGGGGAGAGGAGGAACAGAGCAGAGCUUCUAGAAAGAUUUGCCGAGUUUAAGUCCUUGAAAUUCCGUUUUGCAACACAGAUGAGAGGUGCUGAGAGGGUCUACGUUCUGAUGCAGAGGGAGGUCGAGGGGAAUUCAAUCGAGGAUGGCUUGCAGGAAAAGGAGUUGCCGUCUUUGAUGAAAGCCGCUCAUAGUACACCGCACUGCUACCAAUGA
Pyricularia grisea is the source of this 459-nucleotide messenger RNA. RefSeq lists its product as uncharacterized. Lineage: Eukaryota; Fungi; Ascomycota; Sordariomycetes; Magnaporthales; Pyriculariaceae. The transcript has 2 exons. The record is from RefSeq and is a predicted model, not a curated record. Bases 1 to 459 code for a protein of 152 amino acids.